Haliotis rufescens (red abalone) is the source of this 1955-nucleotide messenger RNA. Its product is annotated as centrosomal protein POC5-like. The coding region runs from base 112 to 1854 and encodes 580 amino acids. The record is from RefSeq and is a predicted model, not a curated record. NCBI's taxonomy places the organism in Eukaryota, Metazoa, Mollusca, Gastropoda, Lepetellida, Haliotidae. The transcript has 12 exons. Gene Ontology annotation, cellular component: centrosome.
GAAACCGAUUGACAGUGCGGUAAAAAUAGAACGUGUUAGAACACGAAUGUACGCUUCGAUAAAUGUCUGCAAUAUUUAUGAAACAUUAUCAGGGAUACGGUUUUGUUGAAGAUGGCAUAUUUGAACUUACUCUUAUCAACAAAUAUGAUGUCAGACAGUGGAGAAAGCCUUCCCCAUCUGCCCCCCGACUCGCCAGGCAGUUCUGUGUCGUCAAGGUUACAGGAGGAGUACGAUGAGCUGCUGAAGUAUGCCGUCGUCUUGCCCAACUACGACCCCAAGAAAACCCGACUGACCAUCACCGACGCCCACUCCUCCUUCCCCCAGGCCCCAACCGGACGGGGCAUCGCCAUCAACACCCUCCCCACAAGGACCUCAGGGCAAGCCGAUCUUGAAAUGGACAAAGGUCAACCAGAAUUAGGGCUCAAGGGCAUUCCAGGAGGGUCACAGGUCAGAUCCAACAUGCCUGACUUCGGACAGAGUCCAAUCGGCUCCAGAGAUGGGGACAAUGUUGAUGAGGAUGACUUUGAACUGGAACAGCCAGACAAGUCAACUCCACGUGUGUCAAGUCAGUACUCCGCACCAAGACAGACGUACUUCCCCGACCCCGAGAUGGAGAGAGAGGAGGAGCGAGUGAUAGAAGAGACCGUUUAUACCUCCACUGUAGAUCCGGAUGUUGCCCGGAUGGAGAACGUUCUCGACCAGUGGACGCUUGACCUCAAAAGAAAUGUGCUUGCUGAAUUUGGUCAGUCCAAGAUCCGGAUUGUUGAGAGGAGCAGACUGGAACUGCAGAAGGAGAGGGAAAGGUUUGUGUCGGACAAGAACCAGAUGAUGAAUGAGAUCGAUAAGCUGAAGGAGCUGCUUCACACGUACGAGCAGUCCAUCGAGCGGAAGGACCAGGUGAUCUCCAACCUCACCCACGCCCUGCACAAACAGAGGGAGAAGUUCGACAUGCUCAAGAAGUUCACCGAGUGGAAGCUCCGCCACAAUGACCUGAAGCGAGAGGCAUUUGCCAGUAACCUGGCCAGGAAGCACUACGAGAGAAGUCUGUCGGCUAAGGUAUGGGCAGCCUGGCACUCAGUCAUAGAAACAAAGUGGCGUCAUCGCGUGGAGAAGGCGUGUCAGUCCAAGGCGCAGGACGUGUGUCUGCAACUCACCAAUGAAUACGAAGCCAAAAUCAGACAGCUGAACGAGGAGCUGGAGGCUGCACAUGUAAAGAUCGGGCGGAUGAACGUGGAGCGGGAGCACUAUGAGGAGGCAAUGAAGAAGGCGUUCAUGAGAGGAGUGUGUGCCCUCAACCUGGAGGCCAUGACCAUGUUCCACGGGGAGGAGGAGGGGGAGGAGGGACAAGCUUCUACUGGGAAGCGUGUUUCCCCUGAUGAUAUAGCAGACAAUCUGGACAGUUAUGCCCUGGACAAAGCUUACGGUCACUCCAAGACAAUACCGCAGGAGGCUGUCUACAUGUCUAAACCGUCCGACCCCGCCCCGCCUCGUAUAGUCACCAGCCAGGGGUCACGUACAUCAACAGUGUCACAGCCUAGAUCAAGUGUGUCAUCUCGUCCCACCAGCGCCACAUCAUCUUCACAUCGCGGCAAGGUCAUCACUGCUAAGGUCACUGCCAAGGUCGAUUCGGGAAAGUCAACUCGUGGUCAGACAGCAUCAGGCGCCACCUUAGCUCCUCCCAUGGCAUCUGUCAUCGUUGAGAGGCAUCAGCCUGUCACCAAGCAAACAAUUGGGAAAGCAGCAGCCAGCAAGUUCCCAUCACAGCAAGGAGGUCAGAUCUUCAAGAGGUUAGCAGGUCAAGGGUCACCGGUCGUGCUCUCACCACACAUCCAGUCGGUCAAGGUCGUGGACUGACACUGGAGAAUGUACAAGCGAAACGGCUGUGCUGAGAUAAAUUCACAGAACUGGACAGUGAAAGUGAUUGUGAUGACUUUGACAAUACAGCUUAAAAGAUU